This is a messenger RNA of Hemiscyllium ocellatum (epaulette shark), 3532 nucleotides long. RefSeq names its product transmembrane p24 trafficking protein 2 (gene tmed2). Gene Ontology annotation, biological process: Golgi organization; endoplasmic reticulum to Golgi vesicle-mediated transport; intracellular protein transport. Bases 183 to 794 code for a protein of 203 amino acids. The record is from RefSeq and is a predicted model, not a curated record. Lineage: Eukaryota; Metazoa; Chordata; Chondrichthyes; Orectolobiformes; Hemiscylliidae. The transcript is spliced from 4 exons. Gene Ontology annotation, cellular component: endoplasmic reticulum-Golgi intermediate compartment; endoplasmic reticulum; COPII-coated ER to Golgi transport vesicle.
GGGGGUGAAAAUAGCGCCGUGCGCAGGCGCGGUGUCGGCAUGGGGCGAGCCCCCAGCCCAGGCGGUGUGUUAUGCCGGGCAUACUGGCGCGCAGGCGCGGUGUAGGCCGGCGGUUGAUGUGACGUGGCAGAAGGUGAGGCGGGCUUGGCGGCCUCGGCGUGGACAGGCCACGGCUCCUCAAGAUGUUGACGUUCAGCGAGUGCUCGUUGCUGCUUGGCCUCCUUAGCUACCUGUGCGGCGCCUCGGCAUACUUCGUCAGCAUCGAUGCGCACGCUGAGGAGUGCUUUUUCGAGAAGGUAACGUCCGGCACCAAGAUGGGGCUGAUCUUCGAGGUGGCCGAGGGCGGCUUCUUGGACAUCGAUGUGGAGAUUACAGGACCAGAUGGGAAAAAUAUUUAUAAGGGAGACCGGGAAUCCAGUGGGAAAUACACUUUUGCUGCGCAUAUGGAUGGAACAUAUAAAUUCUGUUUCAGCAACAGAAUGUCCACUAUGACCCCCAAGAUUGUGAUGUUCACUAUUGACAUUGGAGAAGCACCAAAAGGGCAUGAUAUGGAGACAGAAGCUCACCAGAACAAGUUAGAAGAGAUGAUCAAUGAAUUGGCUGUGGCCAUGACAGCAGUGAAACAUGAGCAAGAGUACAUGGAAGUACGUGAGAGGAUACACAGAGCAAUCAAUGACAACACAAACAGUAGAGUGGUCCUCUGGUCUUUCUUUGAAGCUCUGGUACUAGUUGCCAUGACUCUUGGACAAAUCUACUACCUGAAGAGGUUUUUUGAAGUCCGAAGGGUUGUGUAGCAGCCUCUUGUAGAAGUUCAGCAUCGGAGCCACAAUCUGAAAAGGAUCUGGUCACAACAGCUUUUAAUACUUUGUCACUUGACUGAAAAUCUUUCACGCACUGUGUUAUUGGUCUUCAUUUACUGCUGUUUAUAUAAAAUCCUUUGUAGUACAAUAUUGGGAGUCCAUGGGUAUAAAAGAAUAAUUUGCAGAGGCCAUAAGUUGCAAUGUAGGGGAUUUUUAAUGCUCCAAAUCAGCUCAGAUCAACUGUACAAAGGGAUCUGACGAAUGUGCAAGCCCACCUGAUGUUUUUAAAGCAUUUCUGUAACAGUGUGUAAGCAGUUUAUUUUGUUGGCAGUGCUGUACAUAGAUUGCCCAGCUUUUGGAACAUUAGUAUUUCUCUACAAUUUAUUUUUCAAAGUGGCUGUGCGUUUCUGUGGAGGAUUUCUGAAAAUUUACAAUUAGUUUAAUACACAAGAUAUAGAUUUACUGUAACUGUCCAGACAUUUUCUUGUUGUCACAGUUGAUUUUCUUUUUCCUUUCAUUAUCUGUUUUCACCACUGGAACCAAGUGAACCCCUGGGUUUUAUGGUGGUUUGUUAUGGGUGUGGAUGUUUUUAUAAAAAUCCAUAUGAAAAUGAUUUUUAUUUGCUUUGCUGUAAUUAGUUUCUAACAUUGAUGAUGGGCUUAAACUGCAAACAAGAUGGAAAAGCAUUAGGUGUGUGGGUUGCUGAUUAAGAUGUGACCAGUGUGAAUAAGUUGCUUGUACUUGGUCUUUUGAAAAUCUUUCACUCAACAAUUUUGUACAAUUUACAGUUAUGGUUUAUCUUCAUGUUGAGGUAAACUCGUAUUACUUUAGGCGGGACACCAGCAGAUAAAGCUCCACAAUCCCACAACUUCACAUUAUCAAAGGUUCUUUUAUUUUUUUAAGAAUAAAGCGAAUGUUUCUUGAUUCUGAAAAUGCAGCAGUUUAAAGUAAUCCUGCCUGUCAUGGGCUAUCCAGGCGCCUGAUUGCACUGGUUUGUUACCUCUUUGCCAAUGAUCGGUAAUCUUUCUCGCAGAAUAAGUAUUUAAUUUUUGGCUGUGAUGUUGAGCAGUAUUUUGUUCCCAAUUUCAACUCUUGUACCUAGACUUCAGAAUAUCUGUGAAAUCCCCAUUAACUGAAACAUUCUUUAUUGUAAAAGCCCAGAAAUUAAAGCUCCGAGGAAGAAUGAAGGUAAUUUGGGGAAGGGUUGGUGAGAUUUUUCACAUUUUUUAAAAAAAAAAGUCCUGACUGACUUUACACCCCAAACAAUGCUGCAUUUAUAAUGAGAUCUUGCAGACUUUGAACAGUGGAAAAUUAAUAUUUAAUUUGCCAGAUAAAACCGAUUCUCGGUUUGGAGAAGGUUGCAGAUCUUCAGUGGCUGGUAAUGUAUAAUUAAAUGCUGUCUGGUAUUUUGAACCACGGAGCAUCUGCAUUGAUUUGGAAUUUGACUUAUGGAUAUUGGCUGGAAAGACUUUUGAUGGAUUUAAAAACUUGUGGUGAUUGUGGGAUUUUCAAAAAGAACAGGUUCAUAAACCUUCACCUGAUUUAAAAAGAAAUCAGCUGUCUGCCAACACUUUUUGAAAUCUUUAUGUAACAUCACAUCUUAAAUGGAUCAGAUGUGAUAUGAUGUAAAUUCAAGUCUAAAGUGUAUCUCUAAUAAAAUGACCCAAGCCAAUGAUAAUUAACGUAAUAUUCUCACAUUCUCUUCAAAUGAUUUGAGGUGCAGAGGAGAUGUAAUCAUUGUGUUUGCAUUCUGUCUUUUGUAAACAUUUUGCCGAUAUGUGUACAGGUAAAGUUCAUUACAGUAAACAAAAUUCCAAUUGAGUUUUAAAUUCAAAGCGAGGCAGUAUGUACAUAAUCUUGCCAAAUCAUGAGAGCAUUGUUUAUUUGAUCAUUUCAGGUGUGUGUUAUAACAUGCUGCUUUGUUGGUAGGAAUUUGAACCAUAUGAUCGAAUUGCCUCACACUGGUGUCUCAUUUAAAGCCAAGAGUCAGCUAAUGCUGUGAGACCAGUAGGGUUUUACCCAAGCUGCUCCAUACCUCUCACCUCUCUUCUUCUCACUCUUUUCUCCUCCCCCACCUCCCAAAGAGAACUCCAUCUCAUCUUCAUCUUCUUCCUCUUUCCUCCCCCCCCCCCCCCCCCCACCCCUCCCCGAUGAGGGUUCAGCUUUGUGAAUGAUCCUGAGUUAGUAUUACCAUGGUUGCUGAAUGUCUGUGGUUUGCCAGUGGUGAGUAUUAUUGCUGCAGUGAUCUGGUGUAGCAGGAAUCACUAAAGACAGUCAAUUUUUUUUAAAUGAUAUUCUGCAAAUGUAGUUUUACUCUCUCAAAUACAGUUGGCCAAAUUAAUUUGAAUAAAGCAAAAAGGUGAACUUACAAAAACUGAGAAUUUGAAACAAAUGUUCUGGAAAUGCAAUAAGGGUGAAUUUGAUGUUUGGGGUUUGUACAAUCCUAAUGAAGAGGAAUACAAAAUGCUCACCGUCUCUUUACAUAUGCUAGGAUUAGUGCAGCAAAUGUGUAAUAUGGUUAUUUACCAGAAAUUUGUCAUUUAAGACUGGUUUUUCCAACUGUCCUUGUACAGUCACCUCCAUAAAGAUACCUAGUCUUCCACAUUUGAAGGUUGUGGUACAGUGACAGAUAUCUAGCAUGUGGUAACCACUCAAUUGAAUUCAGUUCCAAUCUUAUUUGUAUUAUUUUCCAUGAGUGUACUUUCAAAUAAAAAAUAUAUUCAUUAAAAUAA